Messenger RNA from Eruca vesicaria subsp. sativa (arugula), 3093 nucleotides. Lineage: Eukaryota; Viridiplantae; Streptophyta; Magnoliopsida; Brassicales; Brassicaceae. The record is from the annotation of a GenBank genome assembly.
AUGCAGCAACUGUGGGAAGUGAAGGAAAAUAAGAAGAACGAGAGAUUCAUUAAAGGAAGAGACCUAGUGGAUGUUGUCUUCUCAUGGUCUGUUCGUGAUGUCCUCAACUCAAAUCUCUACAAAGGAAAGGUUGAUAAGAUCCCUAACACGUUCCCAUCAAGCACAGAGUAUUUUAAGUCAUUUGUCAAUCCGAUCAUCGAAGAGACACAUGCUGCUUUGUUGUCAAGUAUGGAAACUCUAAGACGAGCACCAACUUUCAAAAUUUGGGAAAUCAAACCAGCCAAAGAUUUUAAACCACCCACGAAUCUUUAUUAUGAGGUUACUUUGCAGACAAUGUCUGAUGAUAAUAUGAGCAACGAAGAUCGAAAACUGUUAGAGUUUAAUGAUCUCAUUGGCAUGACUGAAAAAAAGGCUUAUAGAAUCGAUGACUUGAGAUGUUCCAAUGAGCCUUACUUGCUGGCUCUUGUUUGUGGGGUAAAAGAAGAUAACCCACAUUUGAUUACUAUUUUAGCUUCCAAACCCAUUGAUGAUAACAUGGUAACUACAAAGGGAGGAAAGGGUGUGAAGAAAAACAUAAGCCUCUUUGGUGUUUAUUUGAUCAACAUGAUGACCAAUAUUCGUAUUUGGACAGCACUGCAUCCUGAUCCAAAAGGAGGAAACUUAAAGCUUAUAUCUAGAGUACUUCAAAGCAACAAUGAGGUUGGUGAUGAAAGUUGUGCUUCUUGCCAAGAAAACAGUGAGAAUAUUAUUAUUAUUCAAAAUCACGUAAAGAGAAGGCUACGUACGUUCAAACUGAAUUCAUCUCAGGAAAACGCGAUUUUGCGUUGUCUAGAAGCCAAAAGUUGUCACCACUGCAACACCAUCAAACUAAUAUGGGGACCACCAGGCACCGGGAAAACAAAAACAACUAGUGUUCUGCUUUUAAACCUUUUGAAAAUGAGAUGUAGGACACUGACAUGCGCUCCAACUAACAUAGCUGUUUUGGAAGUUGCUUCAAGGGUUGUGAAGUUAGUUUCUGAGUCCUUGAGGUUUUGUGGGUAUGGUCUUGGAGAUAUUGUCUUGUUUGGUAACCAAGAGAGGAUGAAGAUUUCUGAUAGGGAGGAUCUUUUCGAUGUUUUUCUUGAUUACCGAGUUGAGAAGCUCUAUAAAUGCUUUCAGGCUGUGACCGGAUGGAGAGCAAAUGCAAACCGUAUGAUCUCUUUGCUCAAUGAUCCAAAAGAAGUGUAUGAUCAGUCCUUUAUCGAGAAUGAAUGUGAAGAGAAGAAGCGUCCUACGUUUACACAGUUUGUAGAAGAGAGGUUUAGAAAACUCAGGACGGAUUUGCAUUUUCAGUUCUCAACAUUAUGUCUGCAUGUACCAACAGCCUUGUUCUCCUUUCAUGUAGCUGAGAAAAUGAAUCAAACUAAUGAUCUCCUUAGAAUCAUGACAGUUUCAGAUGAAUUUGGAGAAGAUGAGAAUGAUACAAGGAAGCAAGAUUGUAUGAAGAAGAUGUUAGAAUCGAUUUGUGAAAGUUUUGAACUCCCAGAUUUUAUAGGAAAGUUUGGACUAAAACAACUUUGCUUAGAAAACUCAUAUCUGAUUUUCUGCACAGCAUCAAGCUCAGCCAAGUUACACAUGAGUUAUCCAAUACAACUUCUUGUGAUUGAUGAAGCUGCUCAGCUAAAAGAAUGUGAGUCAGCGAUUCCUUUGCAGCUACCAGGACUUCAACAUGCUGUUUUAAUAGGCGAUGAGAAGCAGUUACCUGCAAUGGUGCAAAGCAAGAUUGCUUCAGAGGCUGAUCUUGGGAGGAGUUUGUUUGAAAGAUUGGUCUUGUUGGGGUAUAAGAAAGAGUUGCUGAACAUGCAAUACAGGAUGCAUCCUUCCAUUAGUAUUUUCCCAAAUAAAGAGUUUUAUGGUAUGAGGAUUUUGGAUGCUCCUUUUGUUAGAAUGAGAAGUUAUGAGAAAAAGUUUCUCCCUGGGAAAAUGUUUGGGCCUUACUCUUUCAUUAACACACCUUAUGGAAGAGAACAGUUUGGACAAGGACACAGUUUGAAAAACAUUGUUGAGGUCUCUGUUGUGGCUGAGAUUGUGUCAAAGCUUUACUCAGUAUCAAGAAAGUUGGGAAGAUCAAUAAGUGUUGGUGUGAUUUCACCUUACAAGGCUCAAGUGUUUGCAAUCCAAGAAAAGAUAGGCGAAAAGUACAAUAAUACCAGUGAGCAGUUCACAGUGAGUGUUCGGUCUGUAGAUGGGUUUCAAGGUGUUGAAGAAGAUAUUAUAAUAAUCUCAACCGUUAGGUCUAACGGUAAAGGAGCAAUUGGUUUUUUAUCUAACCAACAAAGAACCAAUGUAGCACUUACACGUGCGAGGUAUCUAAACAGUACCAUACUUAAUGUCGUGAAACUGUAUUUUUGUGUUGUUCUUGAUUCAUUAAACUUUGUUUGUAGAUACUGCUUAUGGAUUCUUGGAAACGAGUGGACUUUAACAAACAAUAAAUCAGUAUGGAGGCAGUUAGUAGAUGAUGCAAAAGCACGAGACUGUUUCCAUGAGGCAGAGGAUGAUGAAUCGUUAGCUCAGUGUAUUGAAAGAUCAGCAACAGCCCUUGAUGAUCUUGAUGAGUUUCGAAACAAUAGGUUUAUUUCCUUUAAGAACUCGAUAUGGAAGGUUAUGCUUAGCAACGAGUUCUUGAACUCUCUGGAGACGAUCCUAGACUCUGAAAUUAACAAAAGAAUUAUGAGCUUUUUGGAGAAAUUAUCAAAAGGGGAGCUUCAACAAGACUCAGAGACUGAUAGUGAGAAUCUGUUUAGAGAACAGGAGAUCCAUGACGGCCUAAGUCUCAUUUGGUCAAUAGACAUUAUUCAGAAAGAGAAUCACUAUGUCCAAAUUUUGAAGAUAUGGCAUGUCAUGCCAUUUUCUGAUGUUUCUUGUGCCGAGAAAUGUCUGGAGAGACAUUACGAGAGAUACACGAACGUCAAGAUAGAACGGUGCAGAUACAUAUGCUCUCAAGGAAAUCUAGUUGUACCGAUGAAAUGGCCGGUCAAGUCUUGUUUGAAGAAUGACAUUAUAAGGGAUGUAUCAAGAUCGUUUGCAUUGUUGAGUGUUGUGGAGGAAAACUAG